This is a messenger RNA of Cryptomeria japonica (Japanese cedar), 462 nucleotides long. RefSeq lists its product as uncharacterized. Bases 1 to 462 code for a protein of 153 amino acids. The record is from RefSeq and is a predicted model, not a curated record. The transcript has a single exon. Lineage: Eukaryota; Viridiplantae; Streptophyta; Pinopsida; Cupressales; Cupressaceae.
AUGAGUCCUUUUGAAGUUGUUUAUGGGCAACAUCCACUAAGAGUUCUUGAACUCAGAAAUAUGGAUUGUUUCGAAAAGAGGAGUGCACAUGUAGAAGAGUUUGUUGAAGCAAUGCUAGAAGUGCAUAAGCAUGUAAGGAAAACAUUGCAGCAAAAUAGCCUUAAGGUGAAGGCUAAGCCAGAUUUGAAAAGAAGGAAUGUGCAGUUCCAAGUUGGUGAUUUAGUCAUUGUACACUUGAACAAAGAUUGGUUACCUUGGGGUAGUCAUACAAAGCUGAUGAUUAAGUGGAUUGGGCCAUGUGAGAUUUUGGAAAAGUAUGGAGAAAAUGCCUACAAGAUCGCAUUGCCUCCAGAUGUGGCUAUUUCACCUAUAUUUAAUGUCUCAAAUCUCACAUUGUAUAAGGGUCCGAACGAAGAAGUUGGUGCAACAGAGACUACACUUGAACCAGAUGAUUGGAUUUAG